Messenger RNA from Panicum hallii, 2225 nucleotides. RefSeq names its product spliceosome-associated protein 49-like. The record is from RefSeq and is a predicted model, not a curated record. Lineage: Eukaryota; Viridiplantae; Streptophyta; Magnoliopsida; Poales; Poaceae. The coding region runs from base 213 to 785 and encodes 190 amino acids. The transcript has 4 exons. Gene Ontology annotation, molecular function: RNA binding.
CACCGCGCAGGCAGAUCACGCGGAACGGAACAGUGUCUCCCCCUCUACCAACCUCCCGUGCGCCGUGCGCUCGCCUCGCCUGCCUGCCCUGCCAGUCGCUCCGGUUGCUCGUUUCGCCUACCUUCCCCGUCUGGACUCCUCGCGUUCGCCGCGGCGUCAACGCGGCUUCCUUCCCGCUGUCUCUCCGCCUCCGCCUCCCAGAUCCGGCGCCCAUGGCGAGGAACCCGGGCUGCACCGUCUUCAUAGGUAACUUGGAUGACAGGGUUCCUGAGAGGGUUCUGUAUGAGAUUCUUAUUCAGGUAGGUCGAGUUGUAGACCUACACAUACCUCGUGACAAGGAAACUAGUCGCCAAAAAGGUUAUGCUUUUGCCGAGUAUGAAACAGAGGAGAUUGCCCAGUAUGCUGUUAAGCUAUUUUCUGGCCUUGUUCGACUUCAUAAUAAAACACUUAGAUUUGCGAUCUCUGGGCAAGACAAACCCUCAUCAAAUAGCAAUAUGCCUGUAACUCCUAGGUUAAACCCUGUACCAGCACCAAAGGCUCCUCAUCUUAUGAGGUCUAGUGAUACUCCUGCAUCACAGCAAACAGUAGUGAAUGGCAGGAUUGCAGGGUAUGGUAUCUCACCAAGUCAUUCAUAUGACGCACAUUCUCAAGCACCAUCAAGUGGGUUACCGAGUAGAGGACUAAGCAAUGGUACGUAUGAGUAUAGUAGACAUGUAUUGGGUUCUGUUCUGAAUGAUGCUAGCAGUCGAGGUACCAGGGAACCAGUUCCAUACCCGUCCUACUAGCAUGUUGAGGUCCAGUGAUGGUAACUUGAUAUGCUGACAGAAUAGGCCACUGAAGCCAUUAUCUGUUGUCUCAGCCAUCUAUAAGGUUAUCUCCGUACUCACCAUUCCAUGCCUGUAAAUAUGGGUUAUGGUGGUAGGGCAUAUGCUUAUCUUUUGGGUUGUUCUGUUGUGCUUUACAUUGUAGUGAGAGUUGUCCCUGCUGAGGUUAGGUUCCGUCUCGUGCCCUAGUGAUCAAGGUCUUGCCUCCACAAAUGUGAUUGUACUAGGAAAGUAGGAAUUACCAUGUCUCUAGUUACAUGAAUGGGUGGCAAAACUUUGCAACUGCUGUUUACAUUAAAUGUCUCUAGCUGUUUCUUGUGUUAUAGGAGCAUGUUUGUGUUUAAGAUAUGAGUAUUUGGUGGAUUUUGUUUAUCGCCCUGUUGAAUCUGUAUUAUGUUGGACAUCAGAAGGGGAAAUGUUGUUUAAAAGAAAAGAAAUCUGCUCGCAAAUUAUGAUGUUCGUUUAUAUGAUAAUGUGAAUCUUUGGUUUAUACAUGACUUGUUUGCUUGAGCUGUCUGUCCGUGGCAGCAACAGGCUUUCAUUAACCCACAACAGGCUCUUGAGUAAUCAGAAUACCUUCUCUGUUACAUGGCUGCUUUGGUCCGGUAUUUGCAAGUUGAUCUGUUGUCACUUACAAGUUCAGUAGCAUGGAAGUUGUUACUGCUGGACUCUCACUUAACUGGUGAAUUAUCUAGCUAUUGCAUUGUUCCAAUGGUACUGCAUUCUCUGAGUCGCAAUCUUGCUGGUGACCCUGCAUUGUUGAUCAAGAUGGGUCAGAUGCUGUUCAUUUCUCAUCAGGUUGUAUUUGGAAGCUCCAUGCUUGUGGUCGUGAAUUCGACCACAUGGAAUUUGAAAGGAAAUCUAUCCUGUUGGAGCUCCAAAUUGCAGUCUACCAGAUCUUCUAAGGAUUGAAGAAUUUGUGAUACUGGAGGUCAGCCUAUGUGAUCAAUUUGGAUUCAAGAAUGGCAGUUGCACAAUUUUAUGGCAUAAUGAUACUACCUCAUGGUGUAACUAUACCCCUUGCAACCACCAAGUUCAUUUGAACCUUUGUGUCGACCUCCACCUGCUGGUAGGUCUUUUUCCGCAGUCGGGCUGCAGGCUGUGUCGUCUUGUUCUCGCACACUGAAGAAAAUUGAUCAAUCGUUGUGCGAACCAAUUUUUACUUUGAGGCUGCUCUGCUACCUGCAAUUUGGAGAUCGGUGACACGGUUCUCCGGUACCACGCCCCAAGUUUGCCGCCAGUGAGCUGAGACCUUGGGCACGUUCAUUGGCAACGUUGGUGCUGGGCAGCACUUCAUUGACUGCAUUGAACUUAGGUAAUGAAUUGGAACACCUUGCCGUGCGCCUGGUAUUCUUGAACCGCAAAGCUUCCCAUUAUAUGGAGAAUUUUAUGAACGCCGUA